Molecule: messenger RNA, 422 nt
Organism: Meloidogyne enterolobii
Lineage: Eukaryota; Metazoa; Nematoda; Chromadorea; Rhabditida; Meloidogynidae
Source: the annotation of a GenBank genome assembly
UGGUCGAAGUUGAUGAGUCAAAAUUGUAGAGAGAAUGAUCGAGGGAAUAUGUUAAUGCGUCUAUACGAUUUGGUGUUUGAUAUGGUCGAGCUAGUAACUAAUAAAGUCCGUUUCUUCCAUCUUGCUGAUAAAACACCUUAUACAUAUACCGUAUUUACUGUAUUAGAGCCCCAUGGGGCUCUAUUUUUCAACUAUCCCGAAAAGGGGGGCUAAAUUAAAGAGGGGGGCUCUAAUUCAGACGGGGGGCUGUAUUCUCAAGGAAUUUAUGAGAUUGAGGGAUAUAAAGUGAUUUGGAGUAUCAGGAGAUUCAGGAAUUAAGAGUUGGACGCAUAAAUUUUCAUUGGAGGCAUAAUUGUUGAUUGGACGUAUAAAAGUUGAUUGGACGCAUAAUAGUUGAUUCGACGUAUAUUGUGUAAUAGAGC